AAGCCGUACGAAACGCACGCAGCGUGUGCAAGAAAGGGGCCGUCAUGGAUGCGAACCGGGGGAAAGCGACUGUAGCGAGAUCGGUUCUACAAGAGGACGGGAGCUCUUACAGCGGUUCUCCGUUGGAAACAGCGGCCAUUGGGUUUUUCCGAGACGCCUCCACUGCGGCGUCUGAGCAGGCGAAGUUUGAGCGGCUACCGGGGUAUAUCAGGCCGAAGAACGAGGUCCACGUUAAGGUGACGAAACAGGAGGUCGAGGCCCUAAGCAGGAGCCCCGCGCGCACCGGGACGGGUCGCGAUCGCGUAAAGAUCAUGACGAGAGAAGAAAUUGAGUCCGAGGUGGAGACGGUGCGAAAGCUUUUCGAGCGCGCCGGCGUGCGGGUUGCCGAUGCAGGGGACGAGGAUAUUAAUUCUUUUCAUCCCGGCAACAAAACCGCGGGGGCGUAUUUUCAUCUCCGUCGCGUUUAUGAACUCAACCCCAAACAAGCGCGUGAUUGGGGAUUAGCGCGCCCCGCCGGGCCGUUCUACCCACCGCGGCAGCCGUUCCACGGUUCCAACAUAGGUAGCCCGAGCUCCGGGUCAUGCAUUUAUGCCGAUCCUGCACAAGGUAAAGACCAGUGCCUAGCCGUGCCGGACCCGCUCGUGGCUGUCGUGUCGCUUGAAGCCCCCGGCUAUGCUUGUGCGGGGCCCGAUAUGCUCCCAAAGGGAAACGAAUUCCACCCUGAGGGCAUUCCGCACGCAACGCUGUCGGGCCCACUGCUCGACCGGAAUUAUAAAGACGGCGCUGCCUCAUCUUCCGACGUGCCAUUUUUACAAAGGCAACGCCAGGCAGUGGCGAUAGUGAACCGUGCAAUAAGUGAAUUGGAC
This is a messenger RNA of Amoebophrya sp. A120, 866 nucleotides long. NCBI's taxonomy places the organism in Eukaryota, Dinophyceae, Syndiniales, Amoebophryaceae. The record is from the annotation of a GenBank genome assembly.